AUGUCCCCACCUAAAGCUUCAUCUGCGCAAAACUUGUGUGUCUGUGUGCAGCUCGGCAGUCUGCCACCAGAGAUCGGACAGCUGAAGAAACUCAGAGUUUUAUUCGUCUACAGAAACAGACUGACGGAAGUUCCUGCAGAGCUGGCAGCCUGCACGCAACUCGAGGUUCUGAGUUUGGCCAACAACCAGUUGUCUUCGCUGCCCGAGUCGCUCUGCAGUCUGACCCGCCUGAAGAAACUCAACCUCAGCCACAACAACAUCGCGUACCUCCCGGCCUGCAUCGGCAGCAUGAAGGCUCUGGUCUUCCUCCACCUCUCCUGUAACCGUCUAGAGAAUCUUCCCGAGAACAUCCGGUCUCUGGAGGAGUUAAAGAUCCUCAUCGUGGAGGGAAACAGCCUCCACUCCCUGCCCAAAGCCCUCUGCUCCCUCCCCAGGUUGGAGCUGCUGAAUCUGGACUUCAACGACAUCAAGGACGUCCCACAGGAGCUGUUCCAUCUGUCCCGGCUGCAGAGACUUGCCGUCCAUCCGUUGGAUAAAGGGUUGCACCUCGUCCACAACCCGCUGCAGAAACCUGUCAGGGAGGCGCUGGAAGGGGGGGGGCUCAGCAUGCUGUUCAGCUACCUGAGGGCAGGGGGCGGGGCUUAUUAACACCUGGGCGGGGCUUAGUACCGCCUGGGCGGGGCUUAUUAACACCUGGGCGGGGCUUAGUACCGCCUGGGCGGGGCUUAUUAACACCUGGGCGGGGCUUAGUUCCACCUGGGUUAAGUGCAUUAGUGCGUCGGUCAACAGAAAGUUUAGGAAACAGGAAGUUGACCGACACACUCUGUGAAAGCCCAAAAAAACAACAGGUGAAGAGGUGAAGAGGUGAACAGGUGAACAGGUGAACAGGUGAACAGGUGAAGCAAACAGAUAUAUUUUUGUGAUGAAUUAUUCUGUCUAAACAACACAUGUUGUGUUCUGGUUUCAGAAUGAUAAAGUUUAAAAGCAGUUCUUACCUCUGUCUCCCUGUUUUACAUGAAUGUGUCCCGUUAAUAAAAUGCAUUAUAAUCA
Messenger RNA from Perca fluviatilis (European perch), 1050 nucleotides. RefSeq names its product leucine-rich repeat-containing protein 30-like. The record is from RefSeq and is a predicted model, not a curated record. The transcript is spliced from 6 exons. NCBI's taxonomy places the organism in Eukaryota, Metazoa, Chordata, Actinopteri, Perciformes, Percidae. Gene Ontology annotation, molecular function: protein binding. The coding region runs from base 1 to 648 and encodes 215 amino acids.